Molecule: messenger RNA, 2438 nt
Organism: Calidris pugnax (ruff)
Lineage: Eukaryota; Metazoa; Chordata; Aves; Charadriiformes; Scolopacidae
Gene: SENP8
Product: SUMO/sentrin peptidase family member, NEDD8 specific
Exons: 2
Coding region: 65-703 (212 amino acids)
Biological process (GO): proteolysis
Molecular function (GO): cysteine-type peptidase activity; deNEDDylase activity
Source: RefSeq, a predicted model, not a curated record
GGCGGGCGGUUAAACAUUUCGCUUUUGAAGUCUCCUGGAGUGCUGCAGCCCCCACCUGCGCAGGAUGGACCCUGUUGUUCUCAGUUACAUGGACAGUUUGCUCAGGAGGUCGGACGUUGCCUUGCUGGAGCCCCCAAACUGGCUUAACGAUCACAUCAUCGGGUUUGCCUUCGAGUACUUUGCCAACCACCAGUUCCAAGAGUUUAGCGAUCAGGUUUGUUUUAUCAGCCCCGAGGUGGCUCAGUUCAUUAAGUGUGCCCUUAGUCAGGAAGAAAUAGCCAUAUUCCUUCAGCCGCUGGACCUUCUCCAGAAGAAGCUGGUGUUCCUGCCUAUCAACGAUAACUCCAACCAGGUGGCUGGGGGCACCCACUGGAGCUUACUGGUUUAUUUCAGGGACAGAAAGUGCUUCUCCCAUUACGAUUCCCACAGUAAAUGCAACUCCGUCCACGCCAAGCAAGUGGCAGGGAAGCUGGAGGCCUUCUUGGGCAAGAGAGGGGGCAAAGCAACCUUCGUGGAGGAGAAGGCUCCAGCCCAGCAGAACAGCUACGACUGCGGGAUGUACGUGAUCUGCAACGCCGAGGCUCUGUGUCAGGGAUACUUCAGGGACCGGCCGGAGCCUUUGCUGCAGCUCCUCACCCCUUCCUACAUCACCCAGAAGAGAGCGGAGUGGAAAGCCCUCAUCACGAAACUGGCACAGAAGUGAUGGAGGUGCAGCUCCCCCCCCCCAAAAAACACUGCCUUCCCCGCCCGCGAGGCAGCACCCCCAGUGCCUGAGGGAGAUGCCCAUGCGCAGGAUUGUCCCAAAGAAGAAGAAUGUAACCCCUCCAAGCAUGGCUACACCCCCCCCACACACCCCAAACCUCCUGCUCCCUCCUUGGAAAAGCCUUAGUCCCUUCUGGAAGUCACUGGCCUUUGAACUCCUAAUGAGAAAAGUCACUUUGCUUUCAAAGAAAUCCUCCUCUCUGCGGUGAAUUUUUACACUAAUUGCUGUGGCAAAAUGGGCUGCUAAAGAGACUUCUCCACCUUUGCCCAGCAGGCAACACGCCCUCCUUAGGUGGCUUUAAUUGGCCACAGCUAUUGCUGUUCCAAGCCAGGUUUAGCAAAUGCCCUUUAAAACUGAGCCCCCAAACGCUUUUAUCGUGGCUAUUUCUAAUUUUUGCCUCCCGCCAGCAGCGUUUGAGCAGCCUGGGAUUUAGCAGCAAGGAUUUAUUUUUUUUACCCCUGAAAAACGUGAUGCUCAGGUGUUGAUGUCAAAAGAUGAGACUCCAAAGGAAAUGCUACAAUUAAUUAAAGAAUGGGGCAAAAAGAAAAUCAGUUUUAUUCAGAUAGGUGCUCCUAGGCUGAAGGGUGAUAGCUUUUUUUUUUGCCCCCCUCCCCCCCGCUUGCUCUUAUUACAAAUUAAAACCCGGCUCUCAACUGCUGUAAGAUUAAUAGGAAGCCGAGGAACCCAGUCCUAGGAAAGGAAACUUAAUUGAGAUGAAAAGUGACACUCACUCUUUGAAGGUGGUUUGGUUUGGUUUUUUUUUUCCAUAUGAUUUUAGGUCGUCUCCAUUCGGGGAGGGUUCGUCAGCGCUCCCCGAGCCCUCGUUAGCGUUCGCUGCGCUCAGAGCCUACGAGGCCGUCGCUGCUUCCUCUAGCACAAAACCAGUUUUGUUACUCGAGAUAAAAAAAAACACACCAGGGAGAACAAAAGGAGAGAGUUUGAGGUAGAGAAGCCAAAGAUAAGCGCGGUCUCCUUGAAGCCUGAGAAUUCCUUGAUACGCUCCUAAUGGAAAGGCAGGGCAAUGGCUGGGAUCUCGGAGCGGAUCCUCUGGUGAGAAGACAGGCUUAGCAGCAGGGAGAAUAAAAAUUAAAACGAGAGGCAGUGGCAGGAUAAUCUCUGAGCUGGUGAGUGGCGAAGCGCAGGCUGCUCGGGCGGCGUCUGGCAGAGCAACCCCACCCCGGGGAGCAGGGAAAUCCAGGUUAAAUACAGCCCUCGGCGAAGGGGGAGGGAGGAUUUUUUUGAACCCAGAGCUCUUCACCCAUCCCCUUGCCACCCCAGUCCCACCAGUACGUUCACCAGCACAGCACCGGGGGUGAUGAACAGCCGGGUGGUGUAGGAAGGUCUUGAACUGUAGGAAGGUCUGAAACUUCCCUCGUUGCUGAAGGUAAGUAGCCCCAGCCCAGGCUCUCCCAAAACACCCACAGACAGUGAAGGGGCAAAACGAGGAUCGGGGUCCUUCCCAGGUUGCCCAGAUGCAGCCAUGGGGCCAGAGCAUCCCCCUGAGCACCAACCCCCCCCCAAAAAAAACCCUUUCCACCGCUUGGAUGGAGCCAAAACGCCUUGGAACCGCUUGCUGAAGGGGAUUCAUUCGCGUGGGGCUUCACCAGAGCAACGUCACUGCCGCCGGGGGAGCUGCCUUUCUCCCCAGCCCCGAAUAAAACUCAACCAGACCCUG